CUUUGGUGCAGGAAGUAGAGUCAUAAUUACAACAAGAAACAAAAGUAUCCUAGAGAGUGGAGAGAAAAUCAUACUUUGUGAACUGAAAGAAAUGAAUUUUGAUCAAGCUCUUCAGCUUUAUAAAAAUCACUCAUUCAAAAGAGAAUCUCCUAGAGACGAUUAUGACAGGCUUUCAAGGGAUAUUGUCUCUACUAUUGGAGGACUUCCUUUGAUUGUUAAGGUCAUAGGUUCAUUUCUUCAUGGGCAGCACAAAACUGUAUGGAAAGAUACACUAGAAAAGUUAAGGAGCAUUGCUCAUGAAGAUGUCCAUUGGAAGUUAAAAAUUAGCUAUGAUGCCUUAAAGUUCCGGCAGAAGCAGAUUUUUCUUGAUAUUGCAUGUUUUUCCUUCCAUGAGGAGGAGAUUAAUGCAUCUCACAUGUGGAAAGAUUGCAAAUUUUUUCCACAAAUAGAAAUUGAAGUCCUCAGUUCUCUGUCAUUGAUAAAUAUUGGAGACAAUGGCGGGUUAUGGAUGCAUGACUUGCUAAAAGACCUAGGGCGCCAAAUUGUCCAUGAGGAAGACCUGGAUCCGGGAAAGCGUAGCAGAUUGUGGAUUCUUGAGGAAGCUGUGGACAUGGCAAAAAAAAAGGAGAAUAAAGAAAAUAUCGAAGCACUUAGUCUAGCUGGAGAUCCUACUCUGCUCAUCUUUACUGAUGAAGAUUUUGCAAGGCUGCCAAAUUUAAGAUUCCUUGAAUUAGAUGGGGGGAGCUUUAUCGGGGACUUUACCAAUCUCUUUUCCAAGUUAAGAUGGUUUUCUUGGUGCCAUUGUCCUCCAGAUUUAAUUGCAACUAAUUUGUUCCCAAAAAACUUGGUUGUCCUCCAACUCUCUGAAUUCAGCGACGCCAAUGAUUGGGAGGGGUGGAGCCAAAUUAAGAUGUUACACAAUUUGAAAGUUCUACAACUGACGCGUCUAAAUAUGGUCAGAAUCAGCUUGUCUGGGUGCUUUACUCUGGAAAGAUUGAUCAUUAAAGAAUGUCGACACUUGGUUCAAAUUGAUCGAUCCAUUGGUGAACUAAAACGACUGGCUUACUUGAAUAUUGAGGGUUGCGACCAACUGAAAGAUCUGCCUGGCGAAAUUGGCCUGCUAGUGAAGCUAAAGCACUUAUCGUUGAGUAACUGCUUAAAGUUAAGGGAACUCCCAGACUCAAUGGGAAAGCUAAAUUCGCUGACCAAGUUGGAUCUAUCAUACACAUCGAUUGCAGAAAUACCAUAUUCUGUUGGAUAUCUUGUGAAUCUCAAGUCUUUAUCUCUUGCAGGAUGCAGAGAGAUGAGGGAACUUCCGUAUUCUACUGGAAACCUAGAGUCUCUAAUUGAAUUGGAUCUAUCAUUCACAUCAAUUAAACAAUUACCUUAUCCUAUUGGAAAUCUAGAGACUUCGAAAGUGAUAAAGGUGGAAGUUUGCCGGGCAACAGAGUUUCCUUCAGCCAUUGGGUUGGUGAUGAAGCUUGAAGUGAUACGUCUUAGAGGAUGUUCCACUAUGAUGGGCGAGGUUUCAAGUGAAAUUGGGAAGUUCUCCUUUUUGAGAAUCCUAGAUCUGUCGUACACUCAAAUUCGUCAAGUGCCAGAAACAAUUGGUGCGCUCUGUCACCUAGAAGAACUGAUCCUCAGGUAUUGUAAUGAGCUGCAAGUGUUGCCGUCACUUCCCGCAAGUUUGACUCAUCUACUUGUUAGUUCUCUGGCGUUGCAGUCUAUUCCAGAUCUCUCAAACCUGACUAAUCUAGUUGUUCUUCUCUUAUCGGAUGGCCAUGACAGUCUAUUGUCGCCUUCAUCGAGUCUAAUCAAAACCUUUAACUUAGAGUGGAUUGGGAAGUUAUCCAAGUUGGGAAAUUUGGAACUGUGCCUUUUAAACUUUACGGUGUCACCGACUACAUUGGGUUCCCUUUCUUGUUUAAGGAAACUUUACACGUCAGGCCACCCAUACCCAGAAUUUUUCAUGCAGCCCCCUCAAUCAGCAAUGCAGGGAAAUCUCAGCUUAAUAGCAACUUCACCAGGUUUAUCCCACUUGAGAAAUCUAAUAAUUUUGAAGCUCUGUCACUCUUGGGAAGAGGAAAUACAACUCGGCGGGCUAGUGCAGUUGAGACAUUUAACCAUCCGCAUUUUUUCAGUCCUUAAAAGAAUCAUAUUCUUGCUGUCAGGCCUAAAGAAACUAAAAGAAUUGGAACUACGUGACUGCCCGAUGUUGAGAGAGAUUCAUGGGCUUGGGGCAUUGGAAACAUUGGAGAACCUGAAGGUCGAUUCCUGUACGUCAAUUUGUAGGUUAAGUGAUCUGUCGAGAUUGCAGAAGUUGAUGGAAUUGAGAAUCAUAGGUUGCGAUAACCUACGGGUUUGUGAAGGCCUUGACGAGUUAGGAUGUUUGAGUCUCUUUAAAGUGAUUUCAUGCCGCUCCUUGGAAUUUUGGACAAAUGCAUCAGACACAAUGAUACCGGAUGAAUGCCGAGUUGUAAUUACAAAUUGUCCGAAACUAGACAAAACUCCUUGGGGUGGUGAACCCAUGUUUUACAAGGAUUAUAGAGAUAACAUUCUUGGACGGAUGAAGUCCGAUUCAGAUAUGCCCACAUUCAACAGGGUGGACAAGGUGGCCAAAACGGAAGAGAAAAGACAAGUUGCCAGUAUCGCAAAACAUAUUGUAACUGAUGAUCAAGUAAACCACAUCUUGAGCUUGAUGAAUAUUAAUGAUAAGGACAAGCGGAUCAUUGUCGUCAUCCACGGAGAAGGUGGGAUUGGCAAGACGACUCUUGCAAAACUCGUAUACAACCAAGUCUCUUGUGAUUUCGAUGGUUGUAGCUUCCUCACAGAUAUUAAAGAAACAACUCAAGUGUCAGCAGGGCUUCAGCCUUUGCAAACUAAGUUAAUUUCUGAUAUUCUAAAAGGGGAACUUGAGGAUGUAGCUUUUGUCAACAGGGGAAUUGAGGCUUUCAGGGACUUAUUUUGCGACAUGAGAGUUUUGAUUAUCCUUGAUGAUGUGGAAAAUGCGUUUAAUGUCCAGAAACUCAUUGGAGAUUGCUUUGAUUGCUUUGCUUCUGGAAGUAGGAUCCUUGUAACCACCAGAAACAGUGUCGUCCUCGAAGACUCUCCUCAGAUCCGGACUUAUCAUGUUAGUCGGUUGGAUUAUGAUCAGGCUCUUCAACUCUUUAGGCAGCAUGCAUCUAUACCAACUUCUUCCUCACAUAGCAACUUCAGGCUUUCGUACAGUGCUCUUUAUACUAUGGCAGGACUCCCAUUAUUCAUUGAAGUUAUGGCUGCAUUCUUCAAUGGUAAAACGCGGAAGGAAUGGAAUAAAUUAGCAAAUCUGUUAUUCCAGUGUAGGGAUUUUCAGAGUACUUUUGAGGGAGGAUUAGAUUAUGAGCAGAAACAGAGAUUUCUGGAUAUUGCCUGCUUUACCACUGGCAUAGAUAGUCGAAUUGCUUUGUAUCUAUGGUAUGACUUCCCUUGUCUGCCUUUUAGUAAAAUUUCGACUCCCCUAGCCAAAAUUGGAGAAAACAAUCAGAUACGGAUGCAUGGCAUGUUGCGGCGACUUGGCAGAGAAAUCGUUCGUGGGGAGAAUCUUACAGAUCCAGGAAGGCGGAGUAGAUUAUUUAAUCAUGAAAUAGCUCUUGACACGAUAAAGCGGAAAAAGGGAACAGAAAAGGUUGAGGCACUCUGCCUUAACUUUCAGUGGCAUACUUCAGUCAAACUUACACCAGAAGAUUUUGAGAGCAUGCCAAACCUACGGUAUCUUCAGUUGGAUCAUGCAGACAUUGCUGGAGAUUUCGCCAACCUUUUUCCAAAAUUAAGGUGGUUCCGUUGGCGAGGGUGCCCUCGACAACUGCAAGUAACUAGUUUUCACAUGGGAAACUUAACCAUUCUUGACCUGUCAUGGAGCAAAGUCACAAAAGACUGGGAAGGCUGGGGUCAAAUCAAGAUGUUGAACUUGAGAGUUCUAGAUCUUACAGGUUGUGCUGACUUAAUAGUCACUCCUACGUUCUCUGGCUGCCAAAAUCUAACCAUAUUGAUUCUGGAGCAAUGUUCACAAUUGGUCAAGAUAGAUCAUUCGAUCGGUGAUUUACAGCACUUGGUUACCCUGAAUUUGAAGUACUGCACAGAGCUCAGCAUGUUGCCGAUAGAAGUGGGUCACCUGAUAGCUCUAAAAGAGCUUCUCAUGGACGGGACUUCAGUACAAGAAAUUCCCAUCUGCAUUGGUCAUUUAAAGUGGCUUGAAACUCUGAGUGCCUCGAACUGCUUCUCAUUGAGUCAGCUACCGAGAACGAUAUGUCACCUGACGAAAAUGUCACUUCUUUCCCUGGAUGGCACCAAUAUCACAGCACUUCCCGACUCCGUUGGAAAACUGGUUAGACUUAAACACUUGUCAUUGAGGGAUUGCCGUCCAAUAAGAAAACUUCCAAACUCCAUUGGCAACAUAGGGAGAUCCUUAGUUGAGUUAGAUGUGUCCGGGACAGGCGUUUUCAAGUUUCCAGAUUCGCUAAAAAAUCUGCAGAAUUUGAAAGUGCUGAGAAUGGAUUCUUGUUUCUUUAGAGAGUUCCCUAUUGAUAUUGGAGAGCUGACCAGCCUCGAAGAAAUACACGCCUCCUGGUGUCAGAGUCUUGAGGGCGGCAUUCCAAGCGAGAUUGGGAAACUGCAUAAUCUUAGAAUCUUGAGGCUGCGACAUUCGACUAUUUCCAGCAUACCGGCGGAGAUCCAUCGACUUUCCAAUCUUCGAACCCUUGAUUUACUUCACUGCGACAUGAUCAAAGAGUUGCCAAGGCUUCCCUCUAGCAUUAUGGUUUUGCAUGUAGAUGAGGAGCUGAAGUCGUUGCGUCUGCCAUAGCCAGGAAAGCUAUGCCACUGUGAUGAAGAGUAGGUUCCAAAGACCAUGGAGAAA
Messenger RNA from Syzygium oleosum, 4894 nucleotides. Its product is annotated as disease resistance protein RPV1-like. Gene Ontology annotation, biological process: defense response. The transcript has 6 exons. The record is from RefSeq and is a predicted model, not a curated record. Lineage: Eukaryota; Viridiplantae; Streptophyta; Magnoliopsida; Myrtales; Myrtaceae. Gene Ontology annotation, molecular function: ATP hydrolysis activity; ADP binding. The coding region runs from base 92 to 4840 and encodes 1582 amino acids.